UUAGGAUGAGUCACCCGGCUGGCCAGUAGCUACUGGAGGGAUUCUCCACGUGUGACUCGGUUGCAUUAUUACAAAAUGUGGCUGGAUAGACGUGCCUGCUGUCUUCACCGAGGUUCACUUGUCAUGCUGCCUUGAGGAGAUGAGGAGAUGAGAGCCAAUUGUUCCAGCAGCUCUGCCUGCCCCGCCAACCGUUCGGAGGAGAAGCUGCCGGCGGGCUUGGGGGCGCACGGGGGCCUGGAGCUCGUCUUUACUGUGUUGUCUGCGGUCAUGGUGGGGCUGCUGAUGUUCUCCCUGGGAUGCUCUGUGGAUGCCCGGAAGCUGUGGUGCCACAUCAGGAGACCCUGGGGCAUCGCCGUGGGACUGCUAUGCCAGUUUGGGCUCAUGCCGUUGACAGCCUACCUCCUGGCCCUCAGCUUCUCUCUGAAGCCCAUCCAGGCCGUGGCUGUUCUCAUCAUGGGCUGCUGCCCAGGGGGAACGAUCUCUAAUAUUUUCACUUUCUGGGUUGAUGGAGAUAUGGAUCUCAGCAUCAGUAUGACAGCCUGCUCCACAGUGGCUGCCCUGGGGAUGAUGCCACUCUGCCUUUAUCUCUACACCCGGUCCUGGAAUCUUGAACAGAACAUCACCAUACCAUAUCAGAACAUAGGAAUUACCCUUGUGUGCCUGACCGUUCCUGUGGCCUUUGGAGUCUAUGUGAAUUAUCGGUGGCCAAAACAAUCCAAAGUCAUUCUCAAGAUCGGGGCCAUUGUUGGUGGGGUGCUCCUUCUGGUGGUCGCAGUUGCUGGUGUGGUACUGGCGAAAGAAUCUUGGAAUGCCGACAUCACCCUUCUGACCAUCAGUUUUGUCUUUCCUUUGAUCGGCCAUGUCACGGGCUUUCUGCUGGCACUUUUCACCCAGCAGUCUUGGCAAAGAUGCAGGACGAUUUCCUUAGAAACUGGAGCUCAGAACAUUCAGAUGUGCAUCACCAUGCUCCAGUUAUCUUUCACUGCUGAGCACUUAGUCCAGAUGUUUAGUUUUCCAUUGGCCUAUGGACUCUUCCAACUGCUGGAUGGAUUUCUCAUUGUUGCAGCAUACCAGACAUACAAGAGGAGAUUGAAGAACAAACACAGAACAAAGAACCCAGCUUGUGCAGAAGGCUGCCACAAGAAAUCCGCUUCUUCCAGAGAGACCAGUGCUUUCUUGGAAGUGAAUGAAGAAGGUGCCGUGACUCCCGGGCCACCAGGGCCAAUGGAUUGCCACAGGGCUCUAGAACCAGCUGACCACCUCACCUUGUGUGAAUAGUGGGGACUUGCUGGCUAGACUGUCCCCUUUUUCCUCAGAGGCCAGUGAUGACAGUGUGGCACUGACGUGUGACCCUUGUUGGUGGGGCCUGUGUGAGUGUUCAGGUGUCACAUGUGAGAAUACUUAUAUUUUUGUGUGGCUUGUGAAUUGUGAUAGGAUCACUUUUUUGAGAAUGUGUUCCACCCAUUUCAGGGAGUUGCUUCUGGGAGUUUACAUGACAUAUUUACAAGCUGUCUGGAGUGUUCCUGGCGGUAGACAGCGACCCUCAUUAUGUGAAGUCAUGCUCAUGUGGAUUUUAAUCAAAAAGAGUUAGGACUGAGGGGAGACGCUGUCCCCUUGUGGUGCAGGCAAGGCACACCUAGGUUUUGCUUGACUUUGGACAGGUCCUUUGGAGCUCUGGGGAGGAAACACAGCUCUCCUAAUAAAGGGGGCACUGUUUUCAAAUAGUUGUUAUUUUUUAAGUGCCUGAAAAUCUUUUUUGAUUGCAGAUGUAUUACAAGCUUAGAGAAAAUGUAAAGAACACAGGGUUAAACAUGGAAUGCCCAGUAUUUUCACUCCCUAGAGACAGAUGGAAACGUGUCCUUCUAGGCCAUAUAUACACACACACAUAUAAUACAUAUGUAAUAAACAUAUUACGGGGACCCAAAAACGAUUUCUCUUUUGGGGGGCGGGUCCCUUGCAGUAUAGGCUUUCCCUGCUAGGUAAGUGUUCUAGUAAGUGUCUGGAAGUUUUGAGAAGGUUGUGUCAUGGGUUGCAGAAGAAACGUCCUGAGUUGUGACGUACAGGUGACUGGUUCUGCCACCAUGAUAAAGCACCUGCCCACAUCACGCUUAGUGCACAGCAAUUUUUGAUCAAAAAACGGCAUGACAUCCAUGCCUCACUCGCCCUAUUCACCCGAUCUCGUCCUGAGGGAUGGUUUUUUAUUUUCCUGGAUG
This is a messenger RNA of Carlito syrichta (Philippine tarsier), 2213 nucleotides long. RefSeq names its product solute carrier family 10 member 6 (gene SLC10A6). Gene Ontology annotation, cellular component: membrane. The transcript is spliced from 6 exons. The record is from RefSeq and is a predicted model, not a curated record. NCBI's taxonomy places the organism in Eukaryota, Metazoa, Chordata, Mammalia, Primates, Tarsiidae. Gene Ontology annotation, biological process: bile acid and bile salt transport. Gene Ontology annotation, molecular function: bile acid:sodium symporter activity. The coding region runs from base 148 to 1278 and encodes 376 amino acids.